Molecule: messenger RNA, 1894 nt
Organism: Manihot esculenta (cassava)
Lineage: Eukaryota; Viridiplantae; Streptophyta; Magnoliopsida; Malpighiales; Euphorbiaceae
Product: putative RING-type E3 ubiquitin transferase C3H69
Exons: 5
Coding region: 312-1532 (406 amino acids)
Biological process (GO): protein polyubiquitination
Molecular function (GO): ubiquitin protein ligase activity; metal ion binding
Source: RefSeq, a predicted model, not a curated record
AAGAAAUUCGAUGGUUUCGAGAGCGAGCUUCUUUCGCCCACCAACCGCCAAAACAAUCGAAACCCUAGGCGAUAUAGGGCGGAAAAUUGAGGGAGAAAUGGAAGAGACGGAACUUCUCUUAAUUAUCCAUUGCAUUUUUACGUAAUUGCCUCCUCUAAUUUCUCUCUGUCCCUAUUCUCUUCUCUUUUUCUAGUCAUCAAAUUUCAAAUACCAUACUUUCAGCAUCAUUUCAAUUCAAUUCUCUCUCAUCGAAAAAGCGAUACGUGAAGAAAAAAAAAUCGCUUUUUUCUUACCCUCAAACUUCAAUCUCGAUGUCUAAGAGGGUACUUUGCAAGUUUUUUGCACAUGGAGGAUGUUUAAAAGGGGAGCAUUGUGAGUUUUCACAUGACUGGAAAGAUCCACCAAAUAAUAUUUGCACCUAUUACCAAAGAGGAAUCUGCUCUUAUGGCAGUCAUUGCAGAUAUGAACAUGUUAAACCAUCUAGGUCAGAUUAUGCUUCAUCUUCAACAACAAUUCAUCACCGAUCUACGGUAUCAAUGUCUGUUCCUCUGGUUCGUCCUGUGAGAACUGGAUUUAGCAGGGGGACAUCAGUCCUACGCACAUCUGGAGAGCUUUCUGCUUCAAGUAGACCUUACUUUCCUCCCACUAAGCCAGCAUGGAAUUCGGAAUCAGGGCCAAACAACAUUUUAGAAAAUGGUGGUGUUAUGGAAUCUAGGAAUGUUAAACCAGAAGACCGUUCUCUGUGUUCAUUUGCUGCUGUCGGUAAUUGCCCCCGUGGAGUUAAAUGCUCUCAUAUUCAUGGUGACAUUUGCCCAACUUGUGGGAAACAUUGCUUGCAUCCCUUCAGACCAGAAGAAAGAGAGGAACAUUUGAAAAUGUGUGGGAAGAAGCAAAAGCACCUUGAAGUAUUGAAGCAUAGUCAAGAAAUAGAGUGCUGUGUGUGCCUAGACCGUGUGCUUUCAAAGCCCACGGCAGCUGAAAGAAAGUUUGGGCUGUUAUCUGAAUGUGAUCAUCCUUUCUGUAUAUCCUGUAUUAGAAACUGGCGUAGCAGCUCCCCAGCUUCUGGAAUGGAUGUCAACACUGCAUUGAGGGCUUGCCCAAUUUGCCGUAAACUGUCAUAUUUUGUUGUUCCAAGUGUCAUUUGGUAUUCCUCUAAAGAAGAAAAGCAGGAAAUUAUUGAUAGCUACAAGGCGAAGCUAAGGUCUAUAGAUUGCAAGCAUUUUGACUUUGGGAAUGGAAACUGCCCUUUUGGGACAAGUUGUUUUUACAAGCAUACUGUCAAGCCAGGCUCAUACACAUGGAAAUAUCGUAGACCCCCUCCACGUAGGCCACGUCCCCGCAGAACCGGUGUUGUGGAUGACAUGAACAUCUUUGAUGUUUUUGAACACUUAUUUGAAGAAGAUGAACUGGACAUCUUUGAUGCUGAGGAUUACUUUGAUGAAGAUUAUGAAGAUUAUGUGGUUUUUUUAUUGAUGCAGAUGAAUAUUGGAUCAGGCGACACCUCCAGUGAUGAUGAAAAUUAUCUCUUCUAAGCUAUUAGAUGUAGCCAUAUUGCAAACUUUUUUUUUUCUUCUAGAAGUUUGGAGUUGGUGAUUUGGCUUUUGACUUCCUAGUAUCUUAAGCAUUUUGGAAUAGAUGAAGCUUGUAGUUUGUUGCUUGUCAGCCUGAUGUCCAUCUUAUGUUUAUAGGACGAGUAUUCAAGGAAGUCUAGGGUGCCUGCCAGGACAAUGAUCCCAUCUAUUUAUAUGUGUGUGUAGCACUGUGUUGUGGAAGAUAAGCAGCCUGGAAAUGUGUUUCUUGGUUGAUGUACUCUCAUGAGCUCAAUUGAGGGCUUUGAGCACAUGUUUUAGCUAUGUAAUAUAUAAUGAAAAGUCGGAAAUUUUUAAAGCUUUCA